Molecule: messenger RNA, 465 nt
Organism: Effrenium voratum
Lineage: Eukaryota; Dinophyceae; Suessiales; Symbiodiniaceae
Source: the annotation of a GenBank genome assembly
AUGGGCCUUCGUUUGGCGUGCCCCCGGCGAGAGCUUCCAGCUGCACGAGAGGAAGCAGACUCCGCCGAAUCCAAAGCGCCGGCUUUGGACUCCAAUCUGAAGGCAGAGCCGGGGGAUGGACUGAGAGAAGAGCUGAGACGCCUGGAGAAGGCGCCGUUGGACGACACGGCCAAGGAGGCCCUGCGAGACGCCUGCGCCGGGCUUGACGGCAGCUUCCAGGACGGCGGCUUCCUCAUAGGCGCUGCGGACACGGCCAAAGCUGCCGAAGUCACUGGGGAGGUGAUCAUUUUCAACACUGAGAAGGGCUACGGCGUGCUGCGCGACGAGAAGGGCUCAGAGGCCUUCUUCGCUGUCAGCGGCUUGGACGGCGGAGAGGUUUGCGUGGGCGACAAAGUGCGGUACCGGGAGGAUCACAGCAUGAUCGAGGGGCAGCUGUGUGCUGUGAACAUCCGGAAGGAGCCAUAA